GGCCUCAGGGUGCUGUACGAGGUGCUGGACUCUAUUUGUUUCAAGUAGAGUGGAGCAGUGCUGACCAGACCGGAGGAGUCGUAGAGUCUUCCAGAGUGGAGUAAAGAAUGGCUGUUGAACAUCCACAAGGCACCUGCAAGAUACAGAAAUGGCAUUUAACACCCAUUUGUGCAAAUAAUUAUAAAGACCGAUGUAAGGAAUACCCAGGUCAAGAAAAAGAAUACAGCCAUCUCUAAAGCAGCCUCUGAUGUACCCCUCCACAAUCACAAACAAUUAUACUCUUCUGGUGAUAACCACUGUGAUCAUUUCUUUGUCUUUCAUUAGAGCUUUGAUAUGAAUUCCAAAACCACAUAGAUUUAGUUUUUGUCUGUUUUCUAUCUUUGUAUGAAUAGACAUUCUUUUGUGUCUUUUUUCAUGAAAAACGUUUGUGAGCUUCAUUCAUAUUUCCUAUAACUACAGUUCAUUUUUUUCCAUUGCUCUCUAUAUACUAUCUUGUAUAAUAGUAUCAGUUUACUACUUAUCUAUUCUACUCUUCAUGGACAUUUGACUUGCUUCUAGUUUUUGGCUGCUAUAAGCAAUGUGACUACAAAUGUUUUGUGCACAUAUUUUGGUACACAUGUGCUUGUAUUUCUUUAAUAUAUAUACUAAAAUUGUAAUUAAAUUGUUGAGGGAUUGGGUUUGCGCAUCUUCAAUUUUACUAGACAGUGCCGGACUGUUCUCUAAAUAUACUAUGCAAGUUUUUUACUUGAAUCAGCAGUUUAAAAAGGCUCCUUUUGUUUCACAGUCAUGCCAGCUCUUGGCAUUGUCACACUUUAAAAUUUUUGCCAAUUUGGUAGAUACCUAGUGUUAUCACAUUUAAUUGAUAUGCCUGUAUUAUCAAUGAAAUUGAACACUAAUUCUUGCCCGCCUGGAUAUCCUCUUUUGUGAAAUGCUUGUUCAAAUACUUUGCCAAUUUUUAACUGGGUUGUUUUUCUCUAACUGAUUUAUAGCAGUUGAAUAUAUAUAUAAAAUAUAUAUACAUAAUAUGUAUCUUCUAUAUUUUAGUUUACUGUCAGUUGCACAUGUGACAAAUAUUAUCUUCUACUCUGACUUGGUUUUUCACUCUGGUGUCUUUGGGUGAAUAGAGGUUUUGGAUUUCAAUGUGAUGAAAUCUUUUUCAAUAGUGCUGUUUAAGAAAUUUUCUGCUACCUCAAGGUAGUGAAGAUUUUCUUGUGUUCUCUUCUAAAAGCUUCCUCGUUUUUAGCUUUAACAUGUAUGUUUUUACACUACCUGGAAUUGAUUUGUGUAGGGUAGGGAUUCAAUUUCAUUUUAUCCCCCAUGUGAGUAUCCAGUUGCUCCAGUAUCAUUUAUUGAAAAGUUCAUCUUUUCUACACUGAGCUGCAGUGCCAUUGUAGCCAAAAAUCAAGUGACCAUUAUGGCCACGUCUGUUUCUGGACUUUAUGUUUUGUUCCAUUGCUCUGUUUGUCUCCCCUUGCAGCAAUACUCUGCUAUCUUAUUCACUGUGACUUUAUAAUAUUUGGAACAAGUCCUCUUACCUUCUUGUUCCUCAAGAAUGUCUUGGCUGUUUGUGUUUCUUUGCAUAUUCCAUAUACAUUUUUGAAAUAGUUUGGUUCCACUCAAACAUCUUUUGGGAUUUUGAUCGAAUUGCAUUGUGUCUAUAAUUAUGUGAGUAGAAAUUUGGGGAAUCUUCUAAUAACAUGAAUCUCUCAAUUGAUAUUACAUUUUCUGCAUGUUUCUCAUCAAAGUCUUGAUUAUCUCCUGUAAAUAGUCUUUGGCAGGGACUUCCCUGGCGGUCCAGUGGUUAAGACUCCGAGCUCCUGAUGCAGGGGGCAGAGGUUCGAUCCCUGGUCAGGGAAGUAAGAUCGCACAUACCGCAAGGCGCUGCCAGAAAAAAAAAAAUAGUCCUGGCAAAUAGGAAUAAUUUAAUCCAUCGUAUAUAGUAUUUCCCUUUUGCGUUGACUGCCAGGAAUUUGAGCACUUCAGAAAUGAUCAAUUGUAGUAAUAAUCUUAGCCUGGGUUUUUGACAUUGAAUACCUAUGAUGUAUGACCUUUGUGUAUGAUUAAAAUUUUUUCUUUAUUCUUAGCCUCCUCAAAUACAUUUUUGGAAGCGGGGGAUAUAAAAAUGAGAUAUAGACUUAGAUACAGAUGUAGAUAUUUAUUGUCUAAUAUUUUUAUUUUAAUAACAUUCUUGUCUAAUCAAGUCAGAUUUGUGUGGUACCUUUUGCUGUUCUCCCUAUAUUAUAUUUCUUUUUUAACUACUCUUUCCACUUCUCUUCCCCAGCCCCCUCAACCCCCUCCCCCACACUCUCCUCCAUCAGGCAGUGUCUGCCUCUACCUCUUUGCCAUCUAUUCUCACUAACACUUUAGUUUAAAUAUUGGCUCCCUCAGAAAAAAAAGAAACAAAUCAUCCCUCGGGUUAUUUUACCUACACUACUAGUCUCUGUAACAUGGUAUAAAAAUUAGGGAUUCUAGUAUCAAAUGUGACAUCUGAUCUCAGCUACACCACCUAUGAGCUGUUUAACCUGUAAACAAGAGGUUCUCAUUCUCAAUGUUGUUGAGAAUGAAAUAAGAUAUAUAGAACACUUGGUACACAUCAGAAAUCCAAUAAAUGUUAGCUCCCCUCUCCUUUAUUUCCCAUUCUUGGGACCUCUAAAUCAAUUAUGGUAUAAAGUGGUUGCCUAAAAGUCUUUUGGUGGGUCCCAAAGUCUUUUGGUGGGUCCCAAAAGAUUUUUUUUUAAAUUGCUGAGGUAUAAUCGACAUAUAACAUUAUAUUUGUUUCAGAUGUACAACGUAAUGAUUCAAUAUUUGUACAUACAGUUGACCGUUAAUGUGGAGGUUAGGAGCGCUGACUCUGCACAAUCAAAAAUCUUCAUAUCACUUACAGUCUGUCCUCCAUAUCCAUAGUUCCUCUGUAUCUGCAUUCUCGGAUUUAACCAACCACAGAUCCUGUAGUACUAUAGUAUUUACUACUGAAAUAAAUCUGCUUAUAAGUAAAACUACUCAGUUCAAACCCAUGUUGUUCAAGGGUCAACUGUAUUGCAAAAUGAUCACCACAGUAAGUCUAGUUAACAUCCAUCACCAUACAUAGUUACAAUUUUUUUUCUUAUGAAUUUUAAGAUUUAAUCUCUUCAUAACUUUCAAAUGCGAUACAGUAUUAUUAAGUCUACACCAUGCUGUACAUUAUAUCCCCAAGCUUUAUUUAUUUUAUAACCAGAAGUUUGUACCUUUUGACCCCCUUUACCCAUUUCACCCAACCCCACCCCCUCACCCCCUGUCUCUGGCAACCAACAAUCUGUUCUCUGUAUCUAUGAGCUUGGUUUUUGUUUGCUUAUUUGUUUAAAUUCCACAUAUAAGUGAGAUCAUAGGGUAUUUUUCUUUGUCUUACUUCACUUAGCAUAAUACCCUCAUGGUCCCUCCACACGGUUGCAAAUGGCAAGAUUUCAUUAUUUUUCAUGGCUGACUAGUAUUCCAUUGUGUAUUGCCUACCUAUUGUUAUAUUAUUUGAAUAGUUUGUAUUAUGUAUUUGAAUUUUUUAAUUUUAUGUCUCUGUGCUUGUACCUGUGCCAUGUUUAGAUCAUUUCUUUUUUAAAAUCUUUGAAUACUUGGUCAAAUAUGUCACUUUUCUGAAGAUAGCUGUAUACUUUAUUUCUUUCAUUACAAAAAAAUUAUUUAUUACAACAAAUUUGUAAAACACAGAGAAGCACAAAUAAGUAACAAAAGUUAUCUAUAAUCCUGUCAGUUAAAGACAACUGCUGUCAAUACUGAGAAUUCAUUUCUAAAUGUGAUCAUACUAUGGCUACUGACCUGUAACCUGCCUUUAUCAUGCCAAAAUAUCAAUACAUUGUGAACAACUGUCCAUGUCUUUACACAUUUAUCUUUACCAUGAGUUGUAAUGCCCUUAUCAUGUUACCAUUUUACCAAGCCCCCUUUUUUGAACAUGGUUUGCUUACAAAUUAUUGCCAUUAUAAACAAUGAGCAUCUCCUUAGACUGAAUGCUAGUGCUUUCCUUUUUAAAUUUUAUUUUUAGUUAAAUUAUAUUUAGUUAAUAAUCAUAAUUUUGUUAUAAAAAUAAUUUGUAUGUUGUGAAGGGGUUCAGGUCUGAUGUAACUACAAUCCCCAAUCCAAGGUAUCUACUCAAAGUACCCAAAGGUAGCCACUGUUAUCAGUUAAUUAUUUAUCCUUUUAAAAUAUCCUUUUACAUGCAUACACAUGUAAAUGUGUAUGUGGUACUGUUUUGUCACUUAAAAAUAUUUCUAUAUAAAAAGGAUUAUAAGUGUAUCCUGCAAAAUGUGGAAAGUAAAUGAAUUAUAGAGUGGAUCCAAGGAUUGAGUUGGUUCACAUAAAACACUUAAAAGAGGACCUGCCCAUUUACUUAGUGUCAGUUAGUUAUUGUUACUGUUUGUGCUUUUUAUUCUGUGUGGAGAAUUGUUCACUUAAGUAUAGAGCUCAUUUUAAUUGCUUCAUGUAAGGCCAUAUUUUAUAAUAUGAAAUCAUGGAGAUAAUAGAGUACACAUAUUCUAAACUUCAGUAAACACUUCCAGUACACUCAGCUCUCUCUGCUAGAACCUGUGUUUCCACUGCCAUUAGGUUACUUUUGGCUGCAUAAGGCAGAAAAACACAACUGCAACAAAUAGAACAGAGAGUUAAUUAUUUCAUUUAAUUUAAGCUGGUUAUUCUUAACCUUGGUUACUGAUGUCUGGGUCCCACUCCCAGCGAUUCUGAUUUAAUUGGUCUGGGAUAUAACCUGGACAUCAUCAUUUUUAAAAGAUCACUAGGUAAUUCUAGUGUGCUGCCACAGUUGAGAAUUAAUGACUUAAAGUCAUACAAGAUGACAAGAAAAACAUUAAGAGUUAAUUGGUCUGGAGUGGGGUUCAAGCUUUAGAAUUUUUAAAAAAGCUACCUAAUUGAUUCUAAUAGCAAUCAAUUCAGAACCACUGGCCUAGGCAAAUCAUGAUUCAUUUUCUGGAGCUGAUGAAAAAAAGCUAUGGAAAAAAAUUCUUGUAGCAAGGAAGUAGAGGAGGGAUGAUUUUGAGGGGGGCAGUCAGUAGUAUCUGUCAUACCUGUGCCCUUACCAGCAAUUAACAAUAGGAAAAUAUCACCGUUUGGUCAUUUUAGUGGUGUUUUGGGAUAAAACCUAAAGGAGAUGGUAUACAUACAUGUUUAAUCAGCAGUCUUCAUUUUUUUUCAAAAGCAAGGUUUGACUUUUGUGAAUCUUAUAUAUUUUAAAUCUUCAUUAAUUUUUUUCUGCUUUUUUUUUGAGAUUCUUUUGUUGCAGUAUUGAAUUCAAAUCAGUUUUAUUUUUUAAAAGGAGUUUAAUGUUAUUAAAUUUUCUUUUUGGGGGGGUAAUUUUCUUUCCUAUGUCCAGGUUUUUUACAUGUAUUGAUCUCCUUUUCACUUCAUUUCUAGGUAUUUUAUAUUUCUAUUUAGUUUCAUAUUUAACAUGAGAAUUAUUUAGGAAUAUGUCUUGUUUUGGGUAACUUUUAAAUUUUGAUUAAGUUUCAAACUUGCAGGAAAGUUACAAGAAUAGUACCAAGUAUUCUUGGGUACUCUUUGCUCAGAUUCACCAAUUGUUUACAUUUUGCCCCAUUUGUAUUAUCAUUCCUGUGUGCACUUGCAAUUGUUCUGCGUAUCUAUAUAUGCAUGUGAGGACACACACACAUACACAAUACACACAUUUUAUCUGAACCAUUUAAGAAUAAGUUGCAGACAUUUGCCUCUUUACCCUUAAACACUUCAGUGUGUUAUUUCCUAAGAACAAGAGUAUUCUCUUACAUAACCACAGUACAGUCACUAAAAUAAGAAAUUUAAACAACAGUGCAAUACUGUUAUGUAACAGUCCAUAUACAAAAUUUUUUGCUAGUCUCAAUAAUAUUCUUUGUAGCAAUUCAUCCUACUUACACCACACCCUCUCUCCCUGACUUGCUAUCCAGGAUACAGUCUAGGAUCACACACUGAAUUUAGUUAUCAUGUCUCUUUUUAGUCUUUUUUUUUUUAAAGAUUUAAUUUUAUUUAUUUUUGGCUACCUUGGGUCUUCGUUGCUGCAGGCUCAGUAGUUGUGGCACGUGGGCUUAAUUGCACCGCAGCAUGUGGGAUCUUCCCGGACGAGGGCUCAAACCUGUAUCCCCUGCAUUGACAGGUGGAUUCUUAACCACUGCACCACCAGGGAAGCCCCUUGGAUUCAUUUUUUAAUCUGCUCCUUAUUGUGGUUACGUUAUUCAUUUCAAAUUCUUUUAGGUUCAUUUAUUCCCUUUGUAUUCUGUUUGAUUUUUUAAUUAAUAUUAAUCCAUUCUUGUUUAUUUGAUUGUAUGAACAUGGUUCCAAACAUUAAAACUAUACAAAAAGAUACAGUUAGUGUCACUGUGCUCCCAUAACCUUCGUUUUAGUGAAUAUUGUGCACUGAAUUGUGUCCCCCCACCAAAUUCAUAUGUUGAAGCUCUAACCCCCCAGUACUUUACAAUAUGACUAUAUUUGGAGACAGGGUUUUAAAAGAGAUGAUUAAAACGAGGCUGUUAGGGUGAAUCCUAAACCAAUCUGACUGGUAUCCUUAUAUGAGAGGAAAUUUAGACACACAAAGAGACACCAGGGAUGCUCACACAGAGGAAAGACCAUGUGAGAACACAGUGAGAAAGUAACCAUCUGCAAGCCAAGGAGAGAGGCCUCAAAAGAAAACAAACUUGCUGACACCUUGAUCUUGGACUUCUAAUCUCCAGAACUACUGUGAAUCAAUGUUGAGACCAAGAAUUAUUUCUGAAAAAGGAUAUUUAUGGAAUAGAAUCAUCCUGAUGGGAGAUAAUGGAAAGACUUAUAAAAAACAGCAUUGAGUGUUCAAGUUUCAGAGGUGAUUGGGAAUGUAAAAGCCAGUUUGAGAGAAAACAGGAAUCUCAGGAAGGACAUUUCAGUCAAAUGAUAUUUACUCCUGAAGACAUACCCACUUUCAAUAUCCAGCAUCAGAGAAUUCAUACUGAUGAGAAACUCCUUGAAUGUAAGGAAUGUGGGAAGGAUUUUAGUUUUGUAUCAGUCCUUAUUCGACAUCAGCGAAUUCAUACUGGUGAGAAACCUUAUGAAUGUAAAGAAUGUGGCAAGGCCUUUGGUAGUGGUGCAAACCUUGCUUACCAUCAAAGAAUUCAUACGGGUGAAAAACCUUAUGAAUGUAAUGAAUGUGGGAAGGCCUUUGGUAGUGGCUCAAACCUUACUCACCAUCAGCGAAUUCACACUGGUGAGAAACCAUAUGAAUGUAAGGAAUGCGGGAAAGCCUUUAGUUUUGGAUCAGGCCUUAUUCGACAUCAGAUAAUUCACAGUGGUGAAAAGCCUUAUGAGUGUAAGGAAUGUGGGAAGUCCUUUAGUUUUGAAUCAGCCCUUACUCGGCAUCACAGAAUUCACACAGGUGAGAAACCUUAUGAAUGUAAGGAUUGUGGGAAAGCCUUUGGCAGUGGUUCAAACCUUACUCAGCAUCGAAGAAUUCAUACUGGUGAGAAACCUUAUGAAUGUAAAGCAUGUGGAAUGGCCUUUAGUAGUGGUUCAGCUCUUACGCGGCAUCAAAGAAUUCAUACUGGUGAGAAACCAUAUAUAUGUAACAAAUGUGGGAAGGCUUUUAGUUUUGGAUCAGCCCUUACUCGACAUCAAAGAAUUCAUACCGGUGAGAAACCUUAUGUGUGUAAGGAAUGUGGGAAGGCUUUCAAUAGUGGCUCGGAUCUCACUCAACAUCAGAGAAUUCACACUGGUGAGAAACCCUAUGAGUGUAAGGAAUGUGAGAAAGCCUUUAGAAGUGGUUCAAAACUUAUUCAACAUCAAAGAAUGCACACUGGUGAGAAACCCUAUGAGUGUAAGGAAUGUGGGAAGGCCUUUAGUAGUGGUUCAGACCUCACUCAACAUCAGAGAAUUCAUACUGGUGAGAAACCCUAUGAAUGUAAGGAAUGUGGGAAGGCUUUUGCUAGUGGCUCAAAACUUAUUCAACACCAGCUAAUUCACACAGGUGAAAAACCCUAUGAAUGUAAAGAAUGUAGAAAGUCCUUUAGUAGUGGUUCAGCCCUUAAUAGGCACCAGAGGAUACACACUGGUCAGAAACCCUAUGAAUGUAAGGAAUGUGGGAAGACUUUUGGUACUGGCUUGAGCCGUACUCAACAUCAGAGAAUACAUACUGGUGAGAAACUUUAUGAAUGUAAGGGCUGUGGGAAGGCUUUGGAGAGGGGUUCAGAAAUUCAGCAACAUAAGAAAAGUCAUGCUGGUAAGAAGCUCUGUGAAUGAGAAACUCUAUAAAUUGGAACUACAUAAUUAAGGAACCAUACAAUAAAGAGAAUUCAUACUAGUGAGAGUCCCUACAAAUGUAAUUAAGAUACAUAUACUUAUACUUUACCAGUUAGUCAGUCUGAGAAAAUUCAUACAGAAAAUAAACACUCUGAAUAAAAUAUUUGAAUAUUUUUAUCUAAAUUCAUUACUUUCAGAAAAUUCAUACUUGUGAAUAUUAUAAGUUGAAAAACCUUUUUAUUGUAUAUUGCAUUUAUGUUAAGCAUAGAAAUUUAUUUGGGGGCUAACCCUGCUACUUUCUUUUUAAUGUUCUUAAUUUUUUGUGAAGUAUACAGAAUUACUGAUGCAUUUUAAAAUUAUUUUAAAUUAUUGAGGGUCUAAUUUACCCUUUUUCCCCUCCCCCAUUUCUCAUACUAACACCAUUUAUUUAAUAACCAUAUCUAUUUUUAUAUAUUUUUAUUGCAUGUUUGAUGGUAAGUUUAUUUUUAUACAUAUAAAGCUUCGAUAUCAGGUCAGUCUUUGUUUUUAAAAUUUGCAUAUCUGUCUAUGUAUCUGUGUGUCACCCUGUUUGUGUUAAGUUACUGUUACUUUUACAUAUCCUUUAGUAUCUUAUGGAUAUGUACCUUUUGGAAGAUUGUUUUAUUUUCCUUUUAGAAACUUAUACUAUUCUUUUUGCAGAACAAUUUUCCUCCAUAAAAAUGUAGAUAUGAGUAAAAAAGAAAAUAGCUACAGUUAUCUGUAAUCUUACCAGUCAUAGACAAUCACUGUCAAAUUUUUGGAGCAAAUCCUGUAAGAUUACAUUUGGCAUUGCUUUUGAGAGAAAGUGUGAUUAUGCUAUAACCAGCCUUUAAUAUUCUUUGUCUGUGAAUGUAUUGUUACUAGUCCAUUGGCUUAAAAGUAUUUACCUGUUUUUAUCAAACCCCCAUUUUGUCAAAUACUGAAAUUUUUGCCAUUAUAAAGAGUUACCUUGUUGGCCCCUUUUGAAUGUGUCUGCUUUAUUUAUUUGUUGUCCAUUUUAGAGAUAAUAUGUGGCUCUCUUCUGCUUUUACUGAUUUAUACAUUAUAGGUAAAAUUGUACUUCCCUUUGACUAACAUCCCGACCUUAGUUACUUCCCCAACAUAACCAACUUACUUAUUCUUCCAGAUCCUUUUGUAUGCAUAUAUGAUGUGUUUAUGGUAAUGUGGGCCUAAUUAGUGUACUUCAGAGGUUGGUUAUGGGGAUUCUACAGUUGUGCCUAUCACAUAAUAAAUACUUGGUUAGUUUAGCCAUCA
Messenger RNA from Orcinus orca (killer whale), 9516 nucleotides. It is a transcript of the gene ZNF345, whose product is annotated as zinc finger protein 345. The transcript is spliced from 4 exons. Lineage: Eukaryota; Metazoa; Chordata; Mammalia; Artiodactyla; Delphinidae. The coding region runs from base 6793 to 8244 and encodes 483 amino acids. The record is from RefSeq and is a predicted model, not a curated record. Gene Ontology annotation, biological process: regulation of cytokine production; negative regulation of transcription by RNA polymerase II; regulation of immune system process.